GGCGCUGUGUUUCCGCUCUCAAAUCUGCAGAAGAAGAAGAACUUGGAGGCGGAAGUAGACAGAGGCGUAGUCUGUGCAGAAGAAGCUGAGUAGCUGCAGGUCUCUAGCUGGUCUCUAGCUGGUCUCUAUGGCGGGUUCAGGAUCUAAUUCAGGAAACCGCGACUGUCCAGACUCGGUGUCUCCUCACGCUUCCAUGACGAGGAACUCGGAUGACUUUUUCGCUACGGUGAACAAGCUCACGUCCGAAGCUCGGAACAAGGCGUGUAACAGGUAUAAACAGUUUGACCCGCCUUUCGUCGCAUUCCCCAACACCCAGAACCCCUGUGGCGCCGGCGACUUUGUUACAGACGAGAUGUCUGGGUACGGGGGUAUAGACUUUGUUGCGGUGGAUGAAUUCCGAAAUGGUUACGGCUUUAACGACUCCAGGAGGUCCAGGACUCACAGAGGCAGAUGGGCUGGACGCAACGGGGGUUACUACGAGCGCCCAGAACGUGGGGGUUACCCUCCUCGCCACUACCGACGGGGCAGAAGGGGCAAUCUCAGGAGACAUGGGAAAGGACCGGACAUUCUCAGUGGAGGCAGUGAAUCCGGGCCUGGGCCUGUGCCCGGGUCUAUGGGUGCGGUCCAGAGAACUUUCAGCCCUACGGGGAUGGACCUCGGGGCAGAGCUUGAUUACAUCAGCAGGAGGAGGGAGAAAGAUAAGCUAAGGAAACGCAGAAGGAGAGCGCUGAAGGCUGCGGCAAAGGCGCAAGCAGCGAAGACGGCGCAGGAAGCACCGGACCUCCGUAUUAUAGCAACAGUAGAUGAAGCAGCUGGUGCAGGAACUGAAACGCUGCAGGUUCAACCCGAGCAUGACGUGAGGAAGAGGAAGGAGAGGCCGACCGCAGACGACGAGCCGGAGCGUAAAACUGUCAGGACUGAGCCCUCAGGAGGUGACCAUUCCAGCACUGAAAAUUCCACCAACAAGAUGGAGGCAGCUGAGAGAACUCAUAGAACUGCCUCCAACCCAGCAGCUCCAGGACAUAGUACUGUUUUAUCUAUUGAAGAGGAACUUGCUCGGCUUAAAAUGAAGCUCCAGCAGAAGAAGGUUCCACUCUCGGACAGUGCAGGUCACACCGAGGAGACCAAGGAGGAUGUGACUCCUGCCCCAGCCUCCACAUCAGCAGCAGAAGGACAGAGCUUCAAGAAGAAACAUCUGGAAGCCAAGACUGAGCACGCGACGCAUUCCACAAAGCCAUACAGCAGACGGCUUCGGAAGCUCCAUAAUGAACAGAGGAAGCAGGGCUACUUCGGAAUGAAGAUCACAGCCCAGAGGCUAGCUUUUAUAUGUUCGGUGUGCAAGUUCCGCUCAUUCUACAGGAAGAAUAUGACAGCGCAUCUGCAGAGUCAAUUCCACAAAGAUCACUUCAAGUUCCUGUCCGAACAUCUCCCCAAAGCCACUGUGGACUUCCUGCAGUCACAUUUCAGUAAUAAGCAUAAGAAGGUUGAAAAUCUCAUUAAUCAGAUACCAGAUCACCGUGCUACCAUCUGUCAGCUGUAUGAAGAUCAGGACCUGACUCAAGAUAUCAGUAUGGAUCACUUCAUGAGGAAGGCAGAAGCAGCUCACUGUCUAGCGUGUGAUGUAUACAUGCCCAUGCAGAAGACUUUAAUUCAGGAACACCUCAACUCUCCUGAUCAUAAAUGCAACUGCCAGGCCAUGAUGGUACAUUCCAAACAAUCAGGGCUGUCCAUUGCCCAGAGCAUCCUUAGUGAAAGAUACAUCCGCAAGAAGCUGAAACUUUACCUUAAAGACUCUGUGGUAACGGAUGGGCCUGAAGUGGAACCAGAAGAAGCAUGGUCAGCAGGGCAACGGACAGCUCCAGAAACAGAUAUGAUGACUCAAGAGGCGGAGCUAUGUGAAUGUGUGAACCGAGCUGUAAAGAGAAGAAGAGAUGAGGAAAACCAAGAGGGGGAGCUAUGUGGACAGGUCAAUCAAGCUGGAGAGAGAAUAAGAGAUGGGAAAGACCAAGAGGCGGAGCUAUGUGGACAGGUCAAUCAAGCUGGAGAGAGAAUAAGAGAUGGGAAAGACCAAGAGGUGGAGCUAUGUGGACAGGUCAAUCAAGCUUUAGAGAGAAUAAGUGAUGGGAAAGACCAAGAAGCGAGGUCAUUGUGUGGACAGGUCAACCAAGCUGUAGAGAGAAGAAGAGAUGGAAAAGACCAAGAGGCCGAGUCAUUGUGUGGACAGGUCAACCAAGCUGUAGAGAGAAGAAGAGAUGGAAAAUACCAAGAGGCCGAGUCAUUGUGUGGACAGGUCAACCAAGCUGUAGAGAGAAGAAGAGAUGGAAAAGACCAAGAGGCCGAGUCAUUGUGUGGACAGGUCAACCAAGCUGUAGAGAGAAGAAGAGAUGGAAAAGACCAAGAGGCCGAGUCAUUGUGUGGACAGGUCAACCAAGCUGUAGAGAGAAGAAGAGAUGGAAAAGACCAAGAGGCCGAGUCAUUGUGUGGACAGGUCAACCAAGCUGUAGAGAGAAGAAGAGAUGGAAAAGACCAAGAGGCCGAGUCAUUGUGUGGACAGGCAGUCCAGGCUGCAGGGGCAGUAAUAAAUAAGAAGGGGCAGCAGUCAGAGGCAGUGUGUGAAGAGACGGUUCCAGCUGUAGAGACAAUAAAGAACGUACCUGAGGAACCUGAACAGCAUCAUCCAACAAAUUCGCUGUUUGACCUGCUGGAUGACGAGGAUGAUGUAGAAGGUGUGGAGUUGGGGGAGGAAGAAAUGGGAGAGGCUGACAUUUGACCUCUCUGACCCUUUAUUAGUCUCUGGGCUGUUCUCUGCAGAUUCAUGGAAGUUUCUUACAGGAGUUUAGUAGAUGUUAUGUAGGAAUUUUUUCUUGAGCACUUUUUAUUUUCUCCAAAAGCACAGUGCUGUCCUCAAAUGUGGAACCUUUCAGCACUUUACCACAGUGAAACCAGCAGUCUGUGCUCACCAUACACUGGGCUCUGGACUCCAGUGACCUCACUGGCCCUCCCGGUGUCCUAAACCUCUUCAGCACAUCUGCAGGACUUCACUGAAGAGCUGGAAGCAAAGGUGGAAGAGGUUUUUGUUUGGUGUGUGUGUAUGAAGUUUCAUAGCUUUUUGUGUGAAACUCAACACUGUGACUUCACUCACCACAUCAGACUCGGCUGAUCGACUGCAUCGGGAGCAGCAGGAGGGAACAUGGUGUGUGUUUAAAUUGUUGUUGUUGUUGUUGUUGUUGUUGUUGUUGUUGAUAAACCAGUCUACUGAAUGCUGCAGUUUUCAUUGACAUGUUUAAUGGGAAUUUAUUUUCGUUUUUCAUUAAACAUGAGAACUGAUAAAUACAAGAAACUCACAUACAGUGUGUGAAAGCUGUGGGAUGAACAAACAGAUGUGAUAAACCCGGAUACAAAGGGUCUCUUAAAUGUAAAAUUAUUUUUUUAGCAAUACUCACAAAUGAUUCUUGAUAAAAUUCCUCCAUGAAAAAACAUAAUUAUUUGUAAAAAAAAAAAAAAAAAAAAAAAAAACAGGGCCAAUAAGCCCAAAUUGUGUCCUCUAGUUGUCGCUAUGGUGUUUAUAAGAUUCACAGCUCGAGGUUAGUAAAGGUUUAUCUGAAUUCAACCCUGCCUCCAGGUUGUGAGUUUGGAUCCAAACAGAACUAUUCUCCUUCACGGUACAGAACAACGGAAGCUCUGUCUUUAAGAUUAUUUCCCAAAAUCAGAAAACAAGGUCUGUUUGCUGGAGUCCUCACCUGUCAGGGAAGUUUAUUAGGUUUAUGUAUUAAUAAAAAUACACAAGAAAUAUUUUAAUGAUCAAAUGUAGAUAAUAUGAUUAGCUGAAAUAAAUGAAAACUUAUGCUGGGAAUUUCUGAUACUUUAUGUCCAUAAUUAAUAAAUAAAUUAAUUAAUUAGUAAAAUAAUAAAUGUAAUUAAUUUUGUAUGAA
Hemibagrus wyckioides is the source of this 3932-nucleotide messenger RNA. RefSeq lists its product as uncharacterized. Gene Ontology annotation, cellular component: nucleus. NCBI's taxonomy places the organism in Eukaryota, Metazoa, Chordata, Actinopteri, Siluriformes, Bagridae. The record is from RefSeq and is a predicted model, not a curated record. The coding region runs from base 128 to 2770 and encodes 880 amino acids. Gene Ontology annotation, molecular function: DNA binding. The transcript has 16 exons.